AUGUCGACAGAGGCAAAUGCCCCGCCUUUGGGCGAAACCCCUCCAUGGUGGGCAACCCUACCGGAGCCGCAGGCAACCUGUGAAACGAUUGAGAAUUCAGAGGUCAUGCCCCUUUUGGAGAAGAUACUUUCUGGUCCUAAGCACGCAAAGAGAGAUUUUCUUCUUGUUGAUGUUCGGCGGAACGACUGGGAUGGAGGCACCGUGGCUACCUCCAUCAACCUCCCCGCGCAAUCGUUCUUUCAGACUAGACCCGUCGUGUAUCAGCUCUGCAAGCAGGCCGGCAUCGAGAAGAUCAUCUUCUACUGCGGCAGCUCAGCGGGACGGGGAACCAGGUCUGCACGGUGGAUGCAAGAUUACCUGAACGAGGUUGGCGAAACUGAUAUCAAAGCAAUCAUCAUGACGGGCGGUAUCAAAGGCUGGCAUAAGAGUUUUGGUGGAAAAUUGAUGGAGAAUUAUGACGAAAAGUCAUGGGCAACCCAAGGAUAA
This is a messenger RNA of Cordyceps militaris CM01, 486 nucleotides long. Its product is annotated as arsenate reductase, putative. Lineage: Eukaryota; Fungi; Ascomycota; Sordariomycetes; Hypocreales; Cordycipitaceae. Bases 1 to 486 code for a protein of 161 amino acids. The record is from RefSeq and is a predicted model, not a curated record. Gene Ontology annotation, cellular component: nucleus; cytoplasm. The transcript is spliced from 2 exons. Gene Ontology annotation, molecular function: protein tyrosine phosphatase activity.